Molecule: messenger RNA, 1693 nt
Organism: Dioscorea cayenensis subsp. rotundata (Guinea yam)
Lineage: Eukaryota; Viridiplantae; Streptophyta; Magnoliopsida; Dioscoreales; Dioscoreaceae
Product: BTB/POZ domain-containing protein At1g63850-like
Exons: 2
Coding region: 69-1466 (465 amino acids)
Source: RefSeq, a predicted model, not a curated record
CCUCCCCGAUAUCACUCCAUUCCUAUCGAUCUCGAGACUUGGAGAUCUCUCCCAAACUCCUCCGAACAAUGAUCCCCUCCAGCUCCGGCGCCGGCGACGGCGCCACCCUCAAGCGCAAGCGCGUUAUCAGUACCACCCGUCUCUCCUCGUUCUCCGAUCCUCCUGAAACCCUCGCCGAUGAUCCACCUUCACCGGCCACUCCCCGCCCUAUCCCCGGCGGCUUCAACGACGCUGCCACCGCCGAUGUCCUCCUACGUCUCGAGAUCGAAGACUCCUCCUCCUCCUCCUCCUCCAUGGAUCUCCACCUCCAUUCCUCCGCCCUCCGUCGCUGCCGCUACUUCGCGACCCUUCUCUCCGAUCGCUGGCUCCCGGAAUCCCCCUCCCCGGCGCGGCUCACCUUGAAGGUCCCAUCCGGACGCACCUUCGAUCCUCAUCUCUCCGCCCUCAACCUCCUCUACACCCUCGAUUUCCCCUCCACCCUGCUCUCCGUCUCCGACGCCCUUGAUCUCCUUCCCGUCGCCCUCGAGCUUCUCUUCGACGAUCUCGUCCGCGCCUGCGUCCGAUUCCUCGAGGCUGUCCCUUGGACGGACGACGAGGAGGAUGGUGUCGUCGCCCUUCUUCCCUUUCUCCGCCACGACGAGUCCGCCGACCUCCGCGCCCGUAUCCACCCCGAAGGUCCUACCUCCUCUGAGGAAAUGCUUCACAAGCUUAUCUACUCCGCCAUUCAUAGCCAUCCCAAGGUCGCCAAUGUCAAGGCCUUUGUUGCCAAGCUUCUCCGCGACUACCCUUCCAGGGAUUCCGUUCGCCGUGUCUUGGAAAGGGCGUUUUUACAUAGAUUGGCGACUGUGAAAGAUCUUUUGGGGGAGUAUGCCAACCCGGAUUUCCGGGUAUCUGGUGAUAAUGAUGAGACUGAGGCGAUCCAAAGGUUGAAUUUGCAUGGUGCUGUGGUGAAUGCUAGGCAUUUGUUGUGGUUGGUUGAGAGGAUGAUUGAGUUGAGAGUGGGGGAUACUGCUGUGAAGGAGUGGAGCGAGCAGGCUAGCCUUGCUUCUGAUCUGCAGAGGACUUUCAGGGAUGAUGCUUGGCAGAACAUUGCCCCCGGGUUGUCUUCUCUCAUGAUGCGGUGCACUUGUAGGCUUGCCAAUGCUGUUGCUGCCGGCUCUAUUCUUGCUUCUCGACAGGUGAGGAUGAAGCUCGUCAAAGAUUGGCUUCCCGUGCUGAACGUCUGCAGAGACAUAGUCUCCCCCAUGCCAUCUGGUCACAAAAUGCUGUACCAAGAACUUGAAGAGACAUUUCUGAGGAUCAUCUCUACAUUACCGAUGUCCAAUGCUCAAGAAUUGCUGCAACAGUGCCUGAGCUUCUCCACUCGGAACGUCGAUGAUUGUCCUCACUUGGUCUCAGCAUUCAAUACUUGGUUCCGACGUGCAAAUCGACCAGCACAGGAUGAAAACAAAAAUAAUCCCAGCUGAAGCUUGCACUGGUGCAAUCUAUCUUACAUGAUAUCGUCAAUCGACAGUAUUAUGCAUGUUGCAUCUAACCUGACUUAUUCAAUAUCACCUGUUGAAAAAUAAUCUGUAUAUAAAUGUCCUUGUUGUGAAUGUGUAUAGAAUUUUAACUUUGUUGUUGAUGCUACUCGGACCAGUCUGACAUUUGCUUUCUUUAAUAAUACAAUGGAAAGUGUAAUGUUUCUCUUGCC